Bufo gargarizans (Asiatic toad) is the source of this 5996-nucleotide messenger RNA. RefSeq names its product neuronal cell adhesion molecule (gene NRCAM). NCBI's taxonomy places the organism in Eukaryota, Metazoa, Chordata, Amphibia, Anura, Bufonidae. The record is from RefSeq and is a predicted model, not a curated record. Gene Ontology annotation, biological process: cell-cell adhesion; brain development. Gene Ontology annotation, molecular function: cell-cell adhesion mediator activity. The transcript has 30 exons. The coding region runs from base 221 to 4063 and encodes 1280 amino acids.
CGGGAGCGCGCCGGAGAUGCCACUGGUCUGAGCUGAAGCUGCAGAGGCGGCGGAGCGAGCGCUCGCAGGAGAGAGCAGCAUCUACACCCAGCGGCAGCAUCCUCCCGUCCAGCAGUACAGCUUCUGUCUUCAUGACACUUGGAUUCAUAUUGUGAAGAAAUCUGUUGUGCUAAGAAGGAAGGCUUCUGUCUCCCAGCAGGAGAUUAAGGCAGCUUAAAUAAUGCAGAAAAAAAGAUUAUUCCCAAGCAGAGUUUCUCUGGUACUUGUCUUGUGCCAAGUAAUUACCGCACUGGAGGUGCCACUUGACCUACAAGACAAAUUGCCUCAGCCUCCAACUAUUACUCACCAGUCGCCCAAAAAUUAUAUUGUGGAUCCAAGAGAAAACAUUGUGAUUCAGUGUGAGGCAAAGGGAAAGCCCCCGCCAAGCUUCACCUGGACUCGCAAUGGCACACAUUUUGACACAGAAAAAGACCCACUGGUGACAACGAAAGCCAACUCAGGAACCCUUGAAAUAAACAUCAUGAAUGGUGGAAAGGCAGACGCUUAUGAAGGAGAAUACCAGUGCACAGCCAAAAAUGACCGUGGUACUGCUGUAUCAAACGUUAUACUCGUCCGUCAGUCCAGAUCACCACUGUGGACUAAAGAGAAAAUUGAACCUAUUGUAAUACAACAGGGUAUGCCCCUGGUUUUGCCAUGCAAGCCUCCAAAGGGUUUACCUCCACCUCUAAUUUUUUGGAUGGAUAACUUCUUCCAGCGUUUACCUCAGAAUGGAAGGGUUUCCCAGGGUCUAAAUGGUGACCUGUACUUCUCCAAUGUUCAACCAGAGGACUCACGAGAUUUUUACAUCUGUUAUGCAAGAUUUAACCUUACUCAGACUAUCCAUCAGAAGCAGCCCAUUUCUUUGAAGGUUCUAACAAUGGAUGCUAUGAAUGACAGUAUAGCUGCUAAUUUAACUGAAAAUGAUUUUUAUGGUGAUAGCCCGGUGGAUAACAGACCUCCAACCUUUUUGACUUCCACUGGCCAGACAAGUAAUAAAACAGUGCUAAAAGAUGAAGUACUUUUACUGGAAUGUAUCGCUGAAGGACUACCUACACCAGCGAUCCGAUGGAAUAAAGAAGGAGCAGAACUGCCCAGCAACAGAGUUUUUUAUGAAAAUUUUAAUAAAACGCUAAAAAUAAUUGGUGUAUCAGAAGAAGAUGCUGGCAAAUACAGAUGUUCAGCCCAUAAUGACCGAGGGGCCAUUCACCAUGUAAUUACCGUAAUUGUUAAAGCUGCACCUUAUUGGAUCACUAAACCUGAAAAUCUUGUACUAUCUCCAGGAGAUGAUGGGACACUGAUCUGCAGAGCUCAUGGGAAUCCUGCUCCUAGUAUUACAUGGUUAAUAAAUGGAGUUGCAGUUGAAUUGGCUCCUACUGACCCAAGCAGAGUGGUAGAUGGUGAUACUGUCAUUUUUACAAAAGUGCAUGAACAAGCCAGCGCAGUCUUCCAAUGCAAUGCUUCAAAUAUUUAUGGCUAUGUACUGACAAAUGCAUUUGUGAAUGUACUUGCGGAGCGGCCGCGGAUUCUUUCAACAAAAAAGGUUUAUCAAGUCAUUGCUGAUAGACCUGCCAUGCUGCACUGUAAAUCCUUUGGUUCACCUGUUCCAAUUAUAGAAUGGUUUAAAGGUGUGCAGGCCAGUGUUCUGCGUGGAAAUGACUACUUCUUCCAUGAGAACGGGACGCUGGAAGUACCGGUGGCGCAGAAAGACAGCAGUGGCACCUAUACAUGUGUAGCUAGAAACAAAUUGGGGACAGACCAAAAAAUCAUUAAGCUUGAAGUGAAAGAACCAACUAUGAUCAUCUCUCAGCCAGAGUACAGGGUUGUCCAGAGAUAUGGCACUGCUUCCUUUGAAUGCAAAUUCAAACACGAUCGCACAUUAGUAGCAGAUAUGAUGUGGCUGAAGAAUAACAGUGAAAUGCCGGUGGAUGACAGAUACACUUAUGAAAAAGAGCGACUGACAAUCAAGAACGUAACAGAGAAGGAUAAAGGCAUGUACACUUGCGUGGCAAACACUACCUUGGACAGCGUCUCUGCCAGCGCUGAACUUUCUGUUGUUGAGCCCACUCAACCACCUCCAGUAAAGACCGAUCGUCCAGACCCACCCUUGGACUUAGAACUGACCGAUCGCCGUGAUAGAAGUGUUGCACUCUCUUGGGUAGCAGGAGAUGAUAAUAACAGCCCUAUUACAGAAAUUAUCAUUGAGUAUGAAGAUGCAAUGCAUCAACCUGGAGUAUGGCACGUCCAUUCUAAAGUCAGCGGAACGGAGACCACAGCAACCUUAAACCUCUCUCCAUUUGUAAACUACUCCUUCCGAGUUAUAGCUGUCAAUGAAAUUGGUCAAAGUGACCACAGUGAAUCCUCAGAACGUUAUAUGACUAAAGCAGCAGAGCCUGAUACUAAUCCAUCAGGUGUAAAAGGCUUAGGUACAGAGCCGGACAACUUGGUGAUCACUUGGAAACCUAUGAAAGGCUUUGAUUCCAAUGGACCUGGUCUUCAGUACAAAGUUAGCUGGAGGCAGAAAGAUUUUGAUGAAGACUGGACAUCUGUCACUGUGGCAAAUGUUUCCAAGUAUAUAGUGUCUGGCACUCCAACCUUUGUACCGUAUGAAAUCAAAGUUCAAGCUUUAAAUGACCUUGGAUAUGCUCCAGAACCCGCUGUUGUGAUAGGACAUUCAGGAGAGGAUCUUCCAAUGGUUGCACCCGGUAAUGUUGAGGUGGAUGUCAUUAAUACUACUUUGGCAAAAGUUCGGUGGGAUCCUGUCCCUUUGACAUCUGUUCGAGGUCAUCUUCAGGGAUACAGGGUGUACUACUGGAAAGCACAGAACCAAACCAAUCGAAACCGAAGGCACAUAGAAAAAUGGAUGCUGCCGUUUGCUGGAAACAGAACACAUGGGAUGCUUCCUGGUUUGCAGCCCAAUGCCAACUACUUUCUCAAUGUGAGAGUGGUCAAUGGCAAGGGUGAAGGUCCUUCCAGCAAAGAUAAAUACUUCGAAACCCCAGAAGGAGUUCCCAGUGUGGCGUUUUUAAAUAUUUUGCACCGGACACCUGAUUCAUUGACUCUGACGUGGAGCCCACCUGCACAUCCGAAUGGGGUCCUGACUCAAUAUACUUUGAAGUACCAGUCAAUAAAUGCCACUCAUGAAUUAAGCCCACCAGUUGAAAUUACAAUCCCUGCAAAUGAAACAAGUUACAUUCUUAUGAAUUUAGUUCAAAAUACAAGAUACAAGUUCUACUUCUUUGCGCACACUGCUGUGGGACCUGGAAGUCAAAGUACUCAGGAGGCAAUAACAGCAAUGGAUGAAGGUAAGAUGGCUCAGCCAGUCACUCCCCUGAUCAAGAAUAUCACUGCUGCGGAAACAUCAGCUACUGUCCUGUGGAAUUCUGAGAACAUAGAUACCAAGCUGUUUGUUAAAUAUGUAGAAUUGAACAAAGAAGACUGGAAGGAGGAAACUAUAAAUGGUACUCGGAGCUCCUUUGUAUUAAAGGGUUUAUCUCCUGGAACAUCAUAUAAAGUUCGAGUUUAUUCUGAUGAUCACACAGAUUUGUAUUCAGAAGAAACAUUUCAGACAGGUCCAGCCAUGGCCAGUCGACAGGUUGACAUAGCUACACAGGGAUGGUUUAUUGGCCUGAUGUGUGCUGUAGCCCUCCUCAUUUUAGUACUGCUGAUCGUUUGUUUUAUCCGAAGAAAUAAAGGUGGAAAAUAUCCAGUGAAAGAGAAGGAAGAUGCCCAUGCAGACCCUGAAAUACAGCCCAUGAAAGAGGAUGAUGGAACGUUUGGUGAAUACAGUGAUGCAGAAGACCACAAACCUCUUAAAAAAGGAAGCCGGACCCCGUCAGACAGAACUGUGAAGAAAGAUGACAGUGAUGACAGUUUAGUGGAUUAUGGAGAAGGAGUAAAUGGGCAGUUUAAUGAAGAUGGCUCCUUCAUUGGACAAUACAGUGGCAAAAAAGAAAAAGAACCUGUCGAAGGCAACGAAAGUUCAGAGGCUCCAUCUCCUGUCAAUGCCAUGAAUUCCUUUGUGUAGUCAUCAUUAAGUGGUCAUAUUCUCUUUUGCAAGCUGCCACGUUCCAUUCGAUGCACUCAGCUUUCAUUCAGUGGUCCACGCGACGUAGAGAUAUUCAUACUUUGAACAGUACUUUCUAAAUGCAAGCUCUUGUAAGUGGUACUGGAUGUCGGUGUUAUGGUACAUCAUGUUAAUCUUUUUGUUCAGGGUGUAUCGUUUUUCCACAGCGUGCAAAAACAUGCACAGAACCACCAAUGUAACAAAUUGAAGUAAGCCUAAAGUCCUCUAUCUCCUCUAUAUGAACCUGUAAUGCAUGAAAUGAUCCACAUUUCACCUACCAACCAGUGUAUGUAAGCCAUGGUUUGGUCCUUUGUUAUUCAGUCCUUGGUCAGACACCUGGGUAUAGAAUCCGUUUAUUUUGUCAGUAUUAUAGUAGUGUGACAGUGUGUAGAACUUCAAUGUCUAUGUGGACAUUGCUGGUGAAGUUGGUGAAUUUAUUGUAUACUCUACCAUGUCUUUAUACAAGACUAGAACGUAAAUAUAUCUAUACGGCGACUAAAUCAUUGAAGUAUGAUACUUGCAUUUGCUGAUGCUUACUCAAGACCCAAAUAUAUGCUAGUUGCUCCCAUUAUUUUACUGCCUUUUCAACAAAGUAUUAUACGUACGGUGUUGUAUUUUGUACACUAUGUAUAAAUCAGGCUAUAUAGAUUCCAUAAACGGAUCAGCUUUGCAAUGCAUUCUGGGAUUUGUAUUCUUCACAGUCACUGAGGGGACAUUGGAACAUUGGCUUCAUGAACCCCCAUGCAUAUUGUUCAGUGCCUUUAUUUGAUAUGCAUUCCACGAUGCACUGCUCUGCUGGGUAUGUUGGCACGGUAAAGACUGAUGAACUACAGUAUCGAUUUUUGCCAAAAAUGUAAAUUAUGUAAAUGAUAAAGACAUUAUAAAAGCAUUAUUGGAAGAAAAAUAAUCUCUAUUGUAAAAUGAAAUUGUCUAUAUGCUGCUGCAGGUCCACUGUUUACUGACAUUGCUAUGAACAGCAAAGUGUACAUAGCAGAAACCUUGAUCACAUUGAGAAAUGAAAGCACAGCAUGCACUGAGAUCCCUAUAUCGCUCAGAAAUGAGCCCAUCUGUUACUCACGGGGUGUCUCAGUGAAUUUCACCUAGGACUCAUACGCCAAUAUCUACUUUAGAUCUUCUUAGAGGUACAGAACAAAAAAACAGAAUGCAAUCCUGCAAAAGAGAACGGAUGGAUGUCACCUGUGACAGCAUAUUCCUCUUGACUACGUAAACUAUUCCAAUACUGUGGUUUAGCUUCAUAUGAAAUUAUACAACAGCCUAUGGUUGAAGCAAUGCUCAGUUUCAUUUGCCAAUAUAUUGCAUUUUCAUAACUUGCAUCAAGUUUAAUUUUAAGUGAGCUUUUUAUAUGUAGAUAUUUUGUUCAAUUUGUAAAUAUACAGAAAGAUUAGAUGCAUUUAUGCUUGUAGAUGUUACAGAGAAAUAAAGCAAAGAGUUAUGCUGUACUGUGUAAGAAGAACUAUAGCCAACGGAGUGCAUGGUAUUUUCAAGGCAUCUACUUAAAUGCAUAUAUUUUGCUGUGAAAUGACAUAGUGAACUAUUGUAUUUACUGCAGACUUCUUAAACUUGUGCCAGUAUGUUACAUUUGCCAUUCCUCCUCUCAGACACUAUAGGAAUAAAGCACAAGCUUGGCAGCGGUCAAUACACUUCUGUCCCUUCCUUCAUUUACAUUCUCUAUCAGCCUUUUAACUCCUUGGAAUCAGCAACUUGUUUUAAUGUCUCAGUGGGGCCAGAUGGACCUCAAAUAAAUCAUACAUCUCAAAUUUCAAAGCACAACUAGGCAGUAUCCGGUGAUAAAGAGACUUCAAUAGUUUAUCAGUGACUGUGAUGGUCUUUUAUCAAGGGGAAAUCACUGUGACAUAAUUCUGUGUUGUGUCAA